Cryptomeria japonica (Japanese cedar) is the source of this 4464-nucleotide messenger RNA. Its product is annotated as disease resistance protein RUN1-like. Gene Ontology annotation, biological process: defense response; signal transduction; DNA integration. The record is from RefSeq and is a predicted model, not a curated record. Lineage: Eukaryota; Viridiplantae; Streptophyta; Pinopsida; Cupressales; Cupressaceae. The coding region runs from base 1 to 4464 and encodes 1487 amino acids. The transcript has 6 exons. Gene Ontology annotation, molecular function: ADP binding; nucleic acid binding.
AUGGAUUCCUGCGGAGACACUCCCUCGUCCUCAACAAAUUAUGGGUGUUACGAUGUAUUCAUCAAUCACCAUGGAGAUGACAUGAAGAAAAUACUGGCUAGUCUCCUUUAUAAUCGCCUCACACAAGACGGCUCUAUGCGAGUUUUUCUGGAUAGAGAUGAAAUGGAACGAGGCUUUGAACUAAUGGGACAAAUUGAAAGUGCAAUAGCCACAGCUUCCGUCCACAUCGCCAUCUUAUCCAGGAAUUAUGCAAAAUCUAGAUGGUGUUUGGAGGAGCUUUGCCUCAUGUUGGAUUCUGGAGCGCCCAUAAUUCCAGUGUUUUAUAAUGUGAAGCCUUGUCAUCUGCGAUGGAUGGACAAAAAAGGACGCUAUGCGAAAGCCUUGAAAAUGCACGAGAGAAAGAAUAGAUAUGACUCCAUAACUAUCAGAAAAUGGAAAACGGCUCUUCAUCGAGUUUCAACUCUCAGCGGCUACGAGCUCGACGCCUGCAACGGAGACCUUGGAGAGCUGCUGGAAAAAAUUGUGCAACAAGUGUCUCGGAAAGUCGAGAAGUCGCCGUUGCACGUAGCUGAAAAUCCAGUUGGACUUGAAGACGCAGUGCAAGAUUUUGAGCAGAAAGUGUUAUCAGAGCAACCGGAGCGACAAGCUCAUCGUGUCAAAGUUGUGGGCUUAGUUGGUUGUGGCGGAGUGGGGAAGACUACACUUGCUACGGAGCUCUUCAACCGCAAACGUUCCUGCUACAGCGGAGCGAGUUUUCUCGAUAUGAGAGAAGCCACCUCAAAUGUGUUGCAAGCUCGACUUGUCAAGGAUUUAAAUCAUGUCGACCUCAAUGAAGGCAAGAAGAUUCUCCGUAAUUGUCUUUCCUCAACACAUGCUCUUAUAGUCCUAGAUAAUGUUGAUAACAGGGAUCAACUUGAUGCAUUUUUGUCACUGAGAGAUGUGCUCAGAUAUGACAGUUUAAUUUUAAUAACAUCUCGUAACAGAGACCAUCUUUCAAGCUCCGGAGUCUCCCUGAUUUAUGAUGUCCGUGGUCUCAGUAGGAAACACUCGGAAGAGCUAUUCUGCUUCCAUGCUUUCCGCAAGUGCAGCCCGCCACCUGCACAUAAGCGCCUGGUUGAAGAGUAUCUAAAUGUCUGCAACGGAUUGCCGCUCUCGUUGAAGGUUAUUGGUGCCCUGCUGUAUAGAAAAGACUUGCCCUUUUGGAUUUGUCAAUUAGAUAAGCUUUCCAAAAUACUUCCCUCUGAAAUAAUGGAGAGGCUGAAGAUAAGCUUCGACUCUCUGGACAGGCACCAGAAACAAAUUUUUCUCGACAUUGCCUGUUUCUUUGUAGGGGAAGACCAAGACUUGGCAAUUAGGGUUUGGGAUGGAUCAAACUGGAAUGGUAUGCAGGGAAUCCAAACCCUAAAGGAUAAAUGCCUCGUAGAAGUAGAUGACAAAAAAAUAAUCAAAAUGCAUGAUAAUCUUCGUGACAUGGGAAGACAAAUUGCAGAAGAGGAUUCUUCAAAGUACCCAUGUCGCCUCUGGAAAUCCUACGAUAUUUCCGUUUUGCAAGAACUACUCUCACGAAAGGAGGAGGUUCGUGGAAUGAGAUAUUUUGCAAGCUCACAGCCUUCCAGAUUAGCACGGCUUGGGAUUUGUAUAUCGCCAUAUAUGCACAGGUGCAGCUACCAGGAAAAUGAUAGAGUAUUUGAUGCUGUGAACAAUCUAAAGCUUCUCAUAACACAGGGCGAUGACGUGAGAAAUAUAUUCAGCAGAGUUUCACGUGGUUUGAUCUGGCUUCGCUGGAGCAAUUGUCCAUACUCUCGGAUUCCUUGGUGGAUUUCACUCAAGCGUUUAAGGGUAUUGGAGCUCACUUCUCAAUUGAAGUUUACAGCAUUGUGGGGCAGCGGAGUUCAGGUGCCUGUGGAAUUGAGAGAGCUGAGCAUUAAUGGCAUCCUUUCCGACUUCCCAGAAUCAAUAGGACAGUUGAGGUAUCUAGAAAAGCUGGUGUUGAGGAGAAAGCCUGAUAACAAAGACCAGAUAUUCUGUUCCACGAUGAAGGCCCUGCCAGGGUCAUUUUGCAAUUUGCAGUCACUCAAACAUCUGGAGUUAAUAGGAUGCGAAAAAAUGAAGUUCCUUCCUCACGAACUAGGGAAUUUAACCAAUCUGGAACAUAUCAAUCUUUCUUACUGCAAGAAUUUGAAGGAGCUCCCUGAAACCUUUAACAAUCUUGGCAACCUUAAAUAUCUGUGUUUGAAAGAUUGCGCCGAACUGAUUAUAUCUAGCAAUGUUCUAGAAAAUAGUUUUAAACUGGAGUACCUAAACCUUAAAAGCUGUAAGAAAGUAGAAGCCCUGCCUAUCAACGUCGACCAUCAGCAGCUUCUAAGAGCCCUAAAUGUGGAAGGAACGAGCUUGAAAGAGUUGCCAGAUAAAAUUGAGGAGCUAUGUUUUUUGAAAGAUCUCAAGCUAGGCAGCCCUUUCCUCAAAGAGUUGCCUCAAUCAGUCGGAAGGUUGACGAGCUUAGAAAGACUCAAGAUAUCGGAAUCAAAAGCAGUCUCUUUGCCAGGAGUGGGAGAAAUGCAGAGUCUUGGCUCUCUCGUUGUAAGAGACUCUCCACUAAGAAAUGUUUCUGAACAGAUAGAGCUGGGUGCUUCAUUUUCACAACCCAUGUUUCUGCUUAAACGAAUAAGCCUCCAUGGGACAAAAAUAUCCACAAUAAGCAUUUCGGAGAAACUUUGUCCCAAUCUUGAAAAUCUUGACCUUUCAAGCUGCCAUAAUCUAGCAUCUGUCAAGGAGUUACCAAGAACACUGGUAAAGCUAGAUUUGAGCGAUUGCAGGGCAGUGCAGAUGGUCUCUGGGCUCUAUCAAUGUGUUCACCUAAGAGUACUGGACAUUGGAGGGUGUGAGCAAUUGAAGGACUUGCCCAGUCUUGAAUCGAUGAGCUCACUGGAAAAGCUAUGUGCCAAACACUGCUACGACUUGAAAAGGUUGAAAGGACUUCAGAAGCUUCCAAACCUCCGAGAAGUAGAUGUGAGCAUGUGCCGUGAGCUAAAAUGGUUGGCAAGGGAAGAAAGUUCGGGUUCUCUGGAGAAUGUUUUAGGGUUAGCAGGUGAUGGACGUAUGAAAUCCCUAGAAAAGUUUUACGCAGCGGGUUGUUGGCAACUACAGAGCAUUGAAGGACUCCGAGAGAUGGAACGGCUAAAAGAGGUUCAAAUUUCUGUCAACAAAACACAAACAUGGAAUGAAGUUAAGGGCUUAAAGAAUAAAUUGCGGCAGCUGAUAUUAUGUGCAAGGCUGGGAGACCAGAAUGAUGUAGCCGUAGUGGAGUCUAUCAUAAAAUCCUUUGAAAAUUCCUUAAACAUUAUUAGGGCAAGACAUGAGUCUUCAUGGAGCUGGACUUUGCCGCACAGUACCAACAGUUCAACAGGUUUAGGAGGCAGUGGUGGGUGUCCUUCAAGGAUGAGAUUGAAAAUGUCUCACAGUUCAGUGAUGAUAUGCUUUGUCAAUGAGGACCUUACGUUGUAUAUGGGGUUUCUCCAGGAAUUGAAAGGUGAUGUUGAGCUCAAGUGCACCAAUUGUAGCGUGCAAUGCUAUGUAGGUCACAUUGAGAGUGACUCGCUUCUGCUUGAGAUUCCUGUCACACCUCGCUCUCAUCAAAUUUCAAUAAUUAAUGCAUGGAUGAUUGCGCAUCAGAUUAAGUGUUUACAAAGGGAUAAUGGUGGAGAAUUUUUUUCACUAGAAUUUGAUACUUUUUGUGCUGAUAAGAGUAUUAGAAGGAUUAAGAUUGUUCCUUUCACUCCUCAAGAAAAUGUUGUAGCAGAGAGGAUGAAUAGGACAAUACUUGAAAGGGAUCAGUGUAUGCUAUCUAAUGCAGAUUUAGGUAAAGAGUUUUGGGUAGAGGCUUGCAACACAGUAGUGUAUUUGAUCAAUCAAAGCCCUUCAUCUCAGUUGGAUUUCAGUAUUCCAAAAGAGGAAUGGCUAGGUAAGAGAAUUUUCUACUCACAUAUUUGGGUUUUUGGAUGUGAAGCCUUCAUGCAUGUUCCUAAACAGAAAAGGUCUAAGUUGGAUCCCAAAUCGCAGGAGUGCAUAUUUGUUGGGUAUGAUGAAGAACAAUUUGGUUUCUGGUUGUGGGAUCCAGGCAAUAAGAAACUUACUCACAGUAGAGAUGUUAUUUUCAAUGAAAAUUUUUUUCUAGUGCUGCAAAUUAAAAAUAAAUCCGACACAGAGUAUGUUCCUCUGUCUUUUUUUGAAAAUUUUUCCUCAUCAGUUCAUAAUAUUGGUGUUUUACACCAAUCUUCCCAUCAAGUGGGAGCUCCGACGAUUAUUAAUAUGCCAUCUGUUACAUCUAGUUCAAGUUUACAGUCCUCUGGGAACACUCAGAGUGGUGUAGAAUUUGAGAAGCCCAAUAAUGACCUCUCACGGAUCUCCCCAGAGCCAUCAUGUCUUGAAACAAGCCUACCAUGGCUUAUUACAAAGUCAGCAUGA